Molecule: messenger RNA, 3125 nt
Organism: Brassica napus (rape)
Lineage: Eukaryota; Viridiplantae; Streptophyta; Magnoliopsida; Brassicales; Brassicaceae
Product: calmodulin-like protein 3
Exons: 1
Coding region: 1539-2000 (153 amino acids)
Molecular function (GO): calcium ion binding
Source: RefSeq, a predicted model, not a curated record
AUCCAAGGCACUUCUAAAUGAUGUAUCUAAGUAUUUAUGUGAUUAAAUUUAAAUCAAAAAGACAUAAUUUAGAUAGAUAUGGUUCUACAAUUGGAAGUUUUGGAUCCACUUCUAAAUGACAUGUGUCAUUCUAUGAGAGAUGGUAUUUAAAAAAAAAUGUUCUUUGUCACAGGUGAGUUCACAACAAAGCAACCAUGACCUUUUCUUUGUCACUCACCCAUAACAAUUAGAAAACUCAGAUGCAACCAUUGUAAAAAAACAGAUUUGAUUGAAUACAUUUUUAACACAUUCAUUUCAAAAAAUAAUAAUAAGAACUAAUCUUUCAAACAAAAUACAGACAAAACACAUAAUCAAGCUAUUGUAUAGAGACACGAGAAUCAUCUCCAUUGCAGGUCAAGAACAUUAAAACUGAAAAUCCAACAAAAAUUGUGACUAAAAAACCACUAAACAAGAAAAAUAAAGAAGAGAUUCAUCUUUUACUAUGUUUCACUUUGUCAAGAAUUAAACAGCAUUACUAUACUAAACUAGCUCCAAGGAAAGAAAAAAAAACUUGAAAUCAAAACCACAGGUUGAAGACAAAGAACAUACAGUAUUUGCUCCAUAGAAAUUUGCCUAAACACAUUAACCAAGUAAAGAAAGUUUAGCUCCAUCUUAUGCCAUUUAUACAAGAGUGAUGCAAGUAAUCGAAUCUCUAAUUAAUUACAAAUUUUCAGAAUUUUGAAAUUUAAAACCUUUAAUUGGUUCUAUUAUUGGAGGGGCUAAAAUUAAACAAGUAUCUAAAUUUUUUUAAUUUAAUUAUUUUCACUUAAAAAUUGAUUUAGAAUUCUAAUGGUGGAUCUAUUGUUGGAGAUGGUCUAAGGGAUAUAUACAAGUGGAAGUCUAACAAAAAAGGAAAAAAAAAACAGAAUGUUGAGGUCUACUCCAAACAACGAAAUUAAAAUUAAAUCCUUUUUGAAUCAUAAACAAUUCACCAUGUCAAUCCACGGAUCAUACACGGAUAAUACACUACAGCAUGAUAUAAGCCUUUAUUCUGUUAAACGCCAUCUCGCUCUUUUAAAAAGAGAAAAAAAAAAAGUUUAAGUUGUCUCUUCUAUUUCUCAAACAACGUGAUAUUAACUCACUUUGAGUAAAUCACAGCUUAUACUUAUAGAUAAUAUAAAACUCAAAAAGAUUGAACAAACAUUUUCAAACUGAUAAGUAUUUGAAUAAAAUUCUGUUUCCAUAACCUGAACUAGCGGAAAACUAUUCGAAGAUGAUGAUGAAGAUGUUACGAGACAGUGUACAUUCCGUGUGCAUCUAUCUAUAGAUAGACUUUAGUUUUUGUGUAUUCUUGAAGGACAAGAAACCUAUUUUAAGACCAGUUCAACAGAAAGCUGGUGCAGACCACGAUCACAGUUGUAAUAAAUUUUCUAAAAUGGCAACCACUCCUUCUCUUUAAGAACCAGUCUUUCUUCCCUUCUCUUUCUCUAUAAACCCAUUUUUGUUCUCAUUCAUUUUCUCUUCAAAGCUUCUUCUAUAACUAAUAAACCAUAUUAAAUAUGGAUCAAGCAGAGCUUUCCCGGAUAUUCCAAAUGUUCGACAGGAACGGUGACGGAAAAAUCACCAAGCAAGAGCUGAAUGAUUCAUUAGAGAACGUUGGAAUCUACAUGCCGGACAAAGACUUGGUGCAGAUGAUUGAGAAGAUUGAUCUCAACGGUGACGGGUACGUGGACAUCGAAGAGUUUGGAGGGUUGUACGAGACGAUCAUGGAGGAGAGAGACGAGGAGGAAGACAUGAGAGAGGCUUUCAAUGUCUUUGAUCAGAACCGAGACGGGUUCAUCACGGUCGAAGAGCUGAAAUCUGUGUUAGCUUCCUUGGGGCUCAAGCAAGGAAGAACACUAGAGGAUUGUAAGAAGAUGAUAGGGAAAGUGGACGCUGAUGGAGAUGGGAUGGUGAAUUAUAAAGAGUUUAAGCAAAUGAUGAAAGGUGGUGGAUUUGCGGCCUUAGAAUCAAACUUGUAAACAAAGAAAGAAAAAACCCAUUUUAGGGUUAGGGUUUGUGACCCGAUAUCAUUGUUUUUUCUUCAGAUGAUUAGGGCAAAACCUUGAAAGAAAAAUAACAAAUUGAUUUGCAAAGAAAAAACUCGAAAAAACACUUUGUGAGCUUCGUUUUGAAUGCUCCUCUACAAAAUAGUGGUGAUGAAUUUGCAAUGAACCCUUAUAAGGUCAUGCCAUGCAAUUUGAGUCCUUAUUACUUUUGGUUUUAAGUGUUUUAGUCAUUGUGCUGUGGAGUGUGGACGAUGCAUUUUACAUACAUCGACUUCGUUUUUUUGUUGUGGUCUACUUCCUCACCACUUACCUUCCUUUCCCAUUCCUAAGUUCAGUUUCAGUCUUUCAGAGAUGAUCACUUCCUCUCUUAGUUUAUACUUGGAUUAAGAUCAAUGCAAUUGCUAUUCUCUUGCUACUUAAAUAAGGUUUAGAAAUGCAUAGUUUAGAGUUUCUCUUCUCAUUAGUCAAUUCUCAAGGACCUGCUAUCUUUCAAGCAUAUAAUACUGCAUUUGAUAAGCUGUAAAAAUCUUGGACCGCCAGAACCACAUCCAGAACCGGUUCUGAAAUUUAUGCAGCAUAAACAAUAUAGAGUAAAUUUUAAUAGUUAUUUGGAAGCCAUACAACCAUGUAUAUAUCAGCUCACUAAAAUUUGAAGGUCAACGCUAAUGUUUCACUAUAAUUUGUCAAGGACCAACCCUAUAAAAUGAAAAUGAAUUCUCUCUCUUAUCAUUUUGACGGCACAUGUUUUCCUGAACUCAUGAACUGAGCUCUUAUAGUCUUGUACAAACGAUAUUUUCAUCAGGAUGAAAAAAACACAAAGAUUCAAGAGCUUAACAGUAGCUUGAUAAUGAUAUGGCCCCUAAAGGAGAUGGAAGAACAUUCCAAUCAUUUCUCCAUUAAUAUCAAUAAUGUUAUCCAUAAAGUUAGAGAAAUAAAGUCCAAUACUUUCACUAAACCCCUCAGCUGAAUAAAACAACAAAAUACACACAGCUUCGCUUGUGUUCAUAAAACAAAGAAAUAUAGAGAAACUGUUUUAACCAGAAAAAAAAAAAAAAGAUUUAAAGACAAUGAUAAAUUACAUUGGCCAAUCAAAAUAAA